AUGGUCACAUGACUUAGGGGAAAUUGGAAUUGCGGAACCUGGAAUCCAUGUUUACACAAGGGAGAGAGUUCACUUGGUAAACCUCACACUGACGGCGAAACAUGCUGCAACCAUUUACAAUCACCCUCAGCCUGUUACCAUUUUUCCCAGCCUUCCUCUGCGGGGUAACCACCGAGGGGGAGCAUGCAGUCAUGGAGGGCCAACAUCUCACAGUCCCGUGUCAUUAUGGGCCUCAGUAUGCCGGCUAUGUAAAAUACUGGUGUCGGGGGAAGAUGAGGGAGUUCUGCACCAGUUUAGCUCGAACAGAUGAGCCCCAUUCGGCCAAUUCAGCUGAGGAGAAAGUGAGCAUCUUUGACGACCCAGUCCAGCUGGUGUUCACAGUGACCAUGAGCAACCUGAAGGAGGGGGACUCUGGGUGGUACAUGUGUGCCGUGGAGAUAGGUGGUAUUUGGAGCGCUGAUGAUGUUGCUUACACUUACAUUAAGGUCAUUCAUGGCAUGUCAGUGGUGAACAGUUUCCUGAUUGGGGAAGAAGGGAGUAGUCUCACAGUUGAAUGCCACUACAGUGAGAGAUGCAGAGAAAGCGAGAAGAGGUGGUGUCGGAGCGGAGACUGGAGCUCCUGUCUGCCGACAGGUUCUGACGGGAGAUACGAAGACACUUCUGUGGCCAUCAGCGAUGACAGAACUAGGACUCUCACUAUAACCUUAAAGAAGCUGCAGAUGAGAGAUACCGGCUGGUACUUGUGUUUUGCAGGACGGCAGAAGAAGGAUGUGCAUGUGCUGGUCACACCCCGACCCACGACCACAGUAGCAUCUGUGACAUCCACACCUACAACAAGUCAGUCUGUUGCACACCUGCCUGCACCCAAACCCAUCAGUAAGGAGUCCUGGAACAGACACAACCACAUCUUGGAGUCGAUGCUGGUGUGUGCUACUGUAAUGCUCCUUGUGGGCUUGGCCAUAUUGGCGAGAAAGUUGUGGAUACAGCAAAUUCAAGAGCAGGAUCCUGUGCUGAGACCAGUUAAGGAGAUCUAAGCAAGGUGCAAUAUGUACCCAGGUGACCUGCACAACUCUGCUCCCGUUUUCCUUAGCAAGGACUCCCAGAAUGUACCAAUGUACUGAGCUUUAUCAAUGCAGGGUUGAUUUUUACUCUUCGUAACUGCAUUUUGUUUCGUGUCAGUUCACUGCACACAUCACAUGCUUUAUUUCCAGUGUUUUUUAACAUUGCAGCACAACUUGCUUUCUGCUUGCUGCUGUACAAAAUGCAAUUGCUAUAGGCUGGAGAGUCUGUUUGAUAUUAUGUAAUAAUUGACAUUUGGGUAUUUUAGCCAAUUGGUGGAGUUUACAUUCUGCAGUUAAACAUGUACUUUUUUUCUAAAUCCAGUAUGCUUAAAUU
Etheostoma cragini (Arkansas darter) is the source of this 1395-nucleotide messenger RNA. RefSeq names its product polymeric immunoglobulin receptor (gene pigr). Lineage: Eukaryota; Metazoa; Chordata; Actinopteri; Perciformes; Percidae. Gene Ontology annotation, cellular component: plasma membrane. The record is from RefSeq and is a predicted model, not a curated record. Gene Ontology annotation, molecular function: transmembrane signaling receptor activity. The transcript is spliced from 8 exons. The coding region runs from base 102 to 1034 and encodes 310 amino acids.